Toxorhynchites rutilus septentrionalis is the source of this 1935-nucleotide messenger RNA. RefSeq lists its product as uncharacterized. The coding region runs from base 27 to 1043 and encodes 338 amino acids. Lineage: Eukaryota; Metazoa; Arthropoda; Insecta; Diptera; Culicidae. The record is from RefSeq and is a predicted model, not a curated record. The transcript is spliced from 3 exons.
UUAUUCAAAAUAACAGAAAAAUUCAAAUGCUGUUGAAGCAGAGCAGAAAAUAUAGGAUGUUAGCUUUGAUAUCUAGGAAGCUCUACAGGAAAUACGUUUCGUUACUCUCUAGUCCGGUUAAAUCCCGAAAACGUAGGGUGUGGUCAACUGUAGAAAAUUCUAGAUUUUGGGAAGAUGAAGUACAAAAGUUUAGUGAUAAAAAGUUCAAAAACACGUUUCGGGUUGACAGAUGUACGUUGAAUUUGUUGGUCAAAAAAUUACAUCGCCUGCAAAGAGAAGAUACUCUUUGGCGGUCUGCUAUUCGGUUGGAGAAACGCAUCGCUAUUGCCCUGUAUGCUCUCGGAUCGUCAGCGGAAUAUAGAACUAUUGGAAGUCUAUUCGGUGUAGGAAGAACAACUACGGGUGAACUGGUCAUUGAAAUCUGCAAUGCGGUUUUAGAUGUUGUGCAACACGAAGUGUUUGACGCAUACCCACCAACCUCGGAGAAGAUAUCAGAAAUAGUCGGUGGCUUCGAGAAACUGGGUUUUCCACAAUGCUACGGUGCCAUUGAUGGAUGCCAUAUAGAAGUCAAAGUACCAAAAAAUGAGGCAACCGACUACUAUAACUUCAAAGGAUGGCAUUCGGUUAUUCUGUUUGCUGCGGUGGAUCAUCGUUACCGGUUCACAUAUAUCAACGUAGGAGUUCCUGCCCGUUCAAAUGAUUCAACUAAUUUUGAGAACUCCAAACUCAAAAAAGUACACUGCACGAACGAGACAUUUAAAGCGCAUUCGAAACUAAUCGAAGGGGUUGUAGUACCGAUGCUGUUGAUCGGCGAUUCGGCUUUCAGACUGUCAAACCAGGUGAUGAAGCCGUUUCCAUUUUCUGUAGAUCAGCCGGAGCAUGAAAAGUUAUUCAAUUAUCAUCUAUCAGCAUGCCGACGGGUUGUAGAGAAUGCUUUCGGCCAUCUGAAGGCCCGUUUCAGAAGAAUCGGGAAAGGUUUGGAGGUCGACCUAAAUAAUGUCAAUACAAUUAUCAAAACUUGCUGCAUUCUACAUUCUACAUAAUGUAACAACCACAAUGACCAUAUUAACAAAAAAUGGAUGAUCCAGCUUCAAACCUUAAAUUCGAAGCAACAACCACAAAGAGGAUUGAUAGUAAGAAACGAAAACGCAUCAGCAUUCAGGAUUAGAAACGCACUGAUGGUACAUUUCGGAGCGGAAUGCCUGCGGCUUGAUGAUGGCAGUGUUGGUGAUGGCGAUGAUACUGAUGAUGUCGGCGCAGAAGGUGACAUAAACAUAGAUUGAGCGAAUGUGUCGUUCUCCGGGUUGUACGCUUCAUCUAAAUACUCAGCAUCGCAGUAGUCAUCAUCUGGAACAAAAUAAAAGAUAUUGUUAGUUGCUUCGUUAAUGCCUGAUAUAGACCAAAAAACUGUUUUCAAGUCGAGUGAAAAACUAUAAAACUUGGCUGGAAUACUUUCCAGAAGAUGCCGGAUGAACUAUCUAUUCUAUCUUGAAUCAGAACCCAACUCAAAUUACUCAUAAAUCCAAAGCUGCUUCAAUGAAAAUGAAUUUGAAUGCUAAGACUGAGUGGUUAUUUACAUACAUUCACGUUCCGCGCAUGAUUCUGCAAGGUCUCAGUUUGAUUCUUUUCAGAAUAAUUAUACCAAACAGGUCAUUUGGACCACCGCUAAAGUCACCCAUUGCAUGAGAUUUGAUACUAUAUUUGUACGACUCAAAUUGAAAGGGAAGUUCUUAUCUCACAUUUAAUAAAUUAAAAAUGGUAAGGAAAGCUUUCUAGAUGAUGUUUAACACAAGAGAAAGUCGAUCCAUGCAGUCUCCUUCUUUCGAAAAUUUACUGUCAAAAUUACUUUUAACUUACCGGAACCAAUCACCUCAUCCAUCAAAUCGCGAGUGCUGUUUUGUUUAUAAGUAUGGAGAAAGCUGUGUAGAAUAUCAA